CAAUUUGAAUUAUAUGAACGAUCACUGCCUUAAACUCCAAGUAAGAAUUCGCAUAACGAUUUUCUGCAUUCAAGUUUACUUUCAUUUCAAAACCAUCACCUCAAAUACAAACAAAAACUUAAGCAAAAAGGAGACAACCAGCAAGGCACUGGCCUCACUUUCCAGCCAGCUUUCCAGCGCAGCAGGACUUCUCGCCCACCACCUAGCGGCAGUUUAGUGCAAUGGUAUUGCCAUUUGGCUUGGCCUCUGAUGGUCAAAACGUAGCUGGCAAUCAAAACAUGAUAACCCCCACUGCACCGCCCGCUUUUCUUAUGCACGGCCACACAAAUGUAUCCACUGUUGUGCCUGUCAUACCAAGCCCCUACAUCGAUUUCAUAGUCGUAAAUGGCGAUGAUCGUUGCAUGAUACGCUGCGAGCGGAAAGCCGUGCUGGAGAAUAGUGUCGAGUUAGCGAAACUAAUACGAGCAGGUCCGAAUAGUGGCCGCAAGGGCGAUAAUCACUUCCAGAUUUCCAAUGUGGACAAGAAUGACUUUGAAUUGGUCAUACGAUUUUUAGAGACUAAGUUCGUGCGCCAUCGCGAUCAUUUGCACAUACUGAAGAUACUCGAAUUGGCCGAUCGCUUCAAUUGUCCCGAUUUGGUCAUCCAUUGCAUACGUGAAUUGGACCUACAAUUAACCAGCGCUGUUGUGAUCGAUAUCUUACGUUCGCUGUGGUUCUACCAAAGCAUUUCGGCGCCAAAUCAACACCAAUUGUGUGCAGUGAUUACCACACAGGAGAUUGGCGCUAAUAAGAAAACGAAACGUAAGAACACAAACCCGCCAGCGAGUACCAACACCACUGCGGCUGCCGCUGGUGCUGGCGCUGGUGCCGGCGACAAUGCGAAUGCGAACACAGAAUCGAGUACGCAUCCAAGUCCAUUUACAGCCGAGGAGUUUGGCAUGGCUUUGCUCAAUAAUGCGCUGCAAUUGAUUGAUAUGCACGCUCAACUGGUGCUGACCAAGCAGCAAAUCAACGAAUUACGCUUUGAAGAGCUGGAAAUGAUUGCGAAGCGUGAGGCUUUGCAACUCAGCUCAGAGCUAGUGCUUUUCAAUUGUCUAGCCGACUGGAGUGUGGCGGAAUGUCAGCGUAAGAAGCUCGACGGGACGGCAGAAAAUAGGCGUCGUGUGCUGGGGCCGCUGUGCUAUGCGCCACGUUACUUGCUGAUGAGUGCCAAUGAAUUUCGCAGAGCUUGCGAUCGCGUGGAACUAUUGGAUCCAGUGGAAAUAUCACUUGUCAGCGAUGCAAUCGAAGGUAAAAAAUUGAAGAAUCUUACGCCAGAGCAAAGUCAAUUAUUGGAAAAAUUUCGAACGCCACGACCCGAGUUCCCCAAAAUGCCAAUUCAUCUAAGUGAUCGUACCAAUCCAAAGAAUUAUCCAAAGAAAAUGCGACGUGCCGAAAAGGGAGCAUCUGGCGAGGAAGGCUGCUGGAGUAAUUUCGGCAUGAAUUGCUUGGCUGUAUUCGCGUGUAUUUUCGAUUAAGCGAAUAACGAAGUAGAAGUAAAGUAGGAAUUUAUGUAGAAGGUUAACAUUACAACAAGCGGUUUACACCCACAUAUGCACGCAUGCAUAAGUACGUAAAUACAUAUUUGAGUGCACAGGCAUUCAGCAUUUUUCCGAACAAACUUCGGCAGUCCGAGGUGCGUCAACUACACAGGGUUGUAUGUACUUACAUAUGUAUGUGUACAGUAGGUAACUGGAACUUAACGGUAAGGCGAAGCUUGAAGGCCUGACUGUGGCAACUUAACGUAACUUAAAGGCUGUCAUUUAAAAAUUCUCUUAAAUGGCUGUUGCUUAUAGUUCUACGUUACGUUAAGUUAAGUUAUGUUGCCAUAAUCAGGCUUUAACGGUUAUAAUGAUACCAAGUUUUGAGACUUGGAAUGGGUGCAAGGCAGAAAAUGACGGAGUUGUAGAAUUAGAAGAAGAAAAGGAACAGUUAUGUGAAAGCAAUGGAGACUAUUCAAAACCCAUAAAAACGAGUAAUUUAAGUUUUUAUACCGACAUACCGAUACCACGUGAAGUGAAUUUUCUAGUGAGUUACAAAAAGUACAGUACGGUAUGUGUAUAUGUACUCCACCUUUACGAGUAAUUAAAUAGAACAAAAUAUUAUUUAAAAUAUGUAUGUUAUUGUGUCAUUCAGUAGAGCUAUCACAUCGUAUUUGGAAAUGUCGCUGUACCGUCUGAAAUUGUUUACAUACCUACAUACAUGCAUACAUAUUUAUUUAUAUACAUAUAUAUAAAUAUGCAUAUUUUUUAUG
This is a messenger RNA of Rhagoletis pomonella (apple maggot), 2293 nucleotides long. RefSeq lists its product as uncharacterized. The coding region runs from base 222 to 1517 and encodes 431 amino acids. The transcript is spliced from 3 exons. NCBI's taxonomy places the organism in Eukaryota, Metazoa, Arthropoda, Insecta, Diptera, Tephritidae. Gene Ontology annotation, biological process: neurogenesis. The record is from RefSeq and is a predicted model, not a curated record. Gene Ontology annotation, cellular component: cytosol.